Messenger RNA from Diaporthe amygdali, 2301 nucleotides. RefSeq names its product transmembrane domain transporter. The coding region runs from base 1 to 2301 and encodes 766 amino acids. Gene Ontology annotation, biological process: amino acid transmembrane transport. NCBI's taxonomy places the organism in Eukaryota, Fungi, Ascomycota, Sordariomycetes, Diaporthales, Diaporthaceae. The record is from RefSeq and is a predicted model, not a curated record. Gene Ontology annotation, molecular function: amino acid transmembrane transporter activity. The transcript has 2 exons.
AUGUCGAAUAGCGGGCGAGAGCAAUCCGGCCAGCCGCCCUUGGACAUACAGAGGCCUGGCUCGCCGGGUUCCUUCCGCAGCCGCUCCUAUGGCGCCUCCGUUCCUCGCGCCGAGGCCACCGCCCGUCUUGCCUCUCCCAUCCCGAGCCAGCACUUGGGCACCCCGCCGACUGCCCGAGCCGAAUCGCUACAUACGAGCGCCGACACGGGUGCCGCUCAGUCUGGCGAGGACGUGACCCCUCUCCCCGGCGCAACCUCGUCCAGCCAUGUGCUCGGCCCCGGCACCUCUGCCCUCGCCGCCGCCCUGUCCAACUCCCUCGGCGCCUCUCCUCCUCGCUUCGGUACUCCUCCUGUACGACCCUCGUCCCCAAGCGCGUCCAGCGGGCAGAUCCCCCAGUCUGCAACUCCUACCAACUAUGGCUCCUUCGACACGAGAGCCCGAAACGCGGCCUACGAGGACCCUGAGAUCAUCAAGAGGCAUCUGGUUCAGCCCUCUGAUGCAGCUUACCAAUCCGAUGACUCGGGAAACAGGAAAACAAGCGACUCUGCCGCCAAGGGCAAGCAGCCGGACACUGGGGCCAACGCUGCUGUGGACGACGAGGAGUUCUCGAGCUUGCGGUUGCAGGGCGGAGACAUCACUCGCCAGGUCUACAAGUGGACCGAGGGAGCUACGAACAAGAUACAGCGCAGCAAGAGCUUUAACAUGCCGCGGCCUGAGCCCGAGGAGGAAGUUCUUGACAUCAACAACAUCAAGGUCCCUGGUGGCUUCAGGCGGAACUACCUCCGGCGCGCGGCUGGCAGCCCUGCGCCGCAUGCGGGAAGGCGGGAUUUCGGUGACGGACUGAGCCAGCCCCAGCCCCAAGUCUUCACCUCGAGCUUCCUCGAAUUCUUGAGCAUGUAUGGCCACUUUGCCGGUGAAGAGCUCGAGGAAGACGACGAAGUGCUCAGGCCUGGCGAGUACUUCUCUUCAGGCGAGGACGAGUGGGAGAGUGACGAAGACUCGGACAUGGACAGGGAGCCGAUGGAGGACAGCGCGCUACUGACCCCGUCACGCAGGAAAAGGAGAAGAAAGCACCGGAUAAGUGGGAAAGCCAGUCCCACGGGGGCAGCUCUCGUCCUGCUCAAGUCCUUCGUUGGGACCGGUGUCCUCUUCCUCCCUCGUGCUUACCUCAACGGCGGCAUGGUUUUUAGCAAUGCUGUUCUUCUCUUCGUCGCCGCUCUCAGCUACUACUGUUUCGUCCUCCUGGUCACGUCGCGCCUUAAGGUCGAAGGGUCCUUUGGCGACAUGGGCGGCAUUCUCUACGGAAAAUGGCUGCGCUUCCUGAUUUUGUUCUCCAUCGUCGUCAGCCAGAUCGGUUUUGUUGCAGCCUACAUCGUCUUCGUCUCCGAGAAUCUUCAGGCUUUCAUCCUCGCGGUGUCGGAUUGCCAGACCCACAUACAGGUCAAGUGGUUGAUCCUGAUGCAGAUGGUCAUCUUCCUGCCGUUCUCCCUCUUCCGCGACAUCAACAAGCUUAGCUUCACGGCCUUGAUUGCCGACGUCUUCAUCAUCCUUGGACUAGGUUAUCUCUUCUACUACGAUGUCUUGACGCUCGAUAAGUUCGGCUUGGCCGACAUCACCUUGUUCAACAAGAAUGAUUGGACGCUCUUCAUCGGCACGGCUAUAUUUACAUUCGAGGGCAUCGGGCUCAUUAUCCCCAUACAGGAGUCCAUGGCCAAUCCCAAGAAGUUCCCCAAGGUUCUCUUUGUUGUCAUGAUUAUCAUCACAACGCUCUUUAUCGUCAUGGGCGCGAUCUCGUAUGCAGCCUACGGCUCCAAGACUGAGACCGUCGUCCUGCUCAAUCUGCCUCAGGACAGCAAGCUCGUCAACAGUGUGCAGUUCUUGUACUCGAUUGCCAUCAUGCUGUCCAUCCCGCUGCAGAUCUUUCCUGCGAUCAGGAUCCUGGAAAAUGGCCUCUUCACACGGAGCGGGAAAUACAACCCCUACAUCAAGUGGCAGAAGAACGUCUUCCGCUUCUUUUUUGUUAUUCUUUGUGCUAUCAUUGCGUGGGCUGGCGCAGACGACCUGGACAAAUUUGUGGCGCUGGUGGGCAACUUUGCCUGUAUUCCGCUUGUCUAUAUCUAUCCGCCCAUGCUGCACUACCGCGCCGUGGCGAGAUCUGCGCUUUGGAAGAUAUCCGACAUCAUUCUCUGCAUUUUUGGCUUCGUUGCCAUGGCAUAUACGACCGCUUUGACUGUUCAAAGCUGGGCCAGUGGGGACGAGGGCCCCAACCUUCCAGGAUACUGCGAUAAAGGGCACGCCUAG